UUGUGUUUCUCCUCGAUAUUUCUGCGAUUAUAACUGUAGCAGACAAUAUGCCGGAACCAAUUGUUGUCAAACGUGAAGAAAGUAAUUCAACCUCAGCUGACAGCCCUGCGCAGGCAGUCCCUGCUAGUGUUACAGUCCAGCCUUCUGCAACUGUGGAGCCGCCAGAGCAGAUCUCCAGGACAGUUGAGUUGUUGAAACACUGGCCAGCAGUAGUAUUCGCCAUCCAGAAAAGCAGAGACGCCUAUUGCUCGGUGAAGCAGAAGUCUAGUAUCAUCAGCUGGUCGCUUAACUGGACAGAAAAAUCUGUCUGUUCGGUUUUCAAAUUCGCAGAAAACAAAGCGAGAAGCUUGCGCCCGGUUAUUCAGUACGCAGACAAGGCUGUCAGCGAAGGUGUGGUAGUAAUAGAGAAGAAAUUUCCUGCAGUUAAGGAGUCGCCGGAAAAGAUCUAUGAUGCCAUAAUGCAGCAGUUAACGAAGAUUGUGCGUCCUGUAAUAGAUACAACCGAACGUAUAAGUGAAAUUGGCAGGAGUAAACUCGACAGGGUAGCUAAGACGAUGAUGACGAAAUACCACAAUUUAAUUAAGAGGGUGGACGGCUGGAUGGAUAAAUUAGACAAAGAGCUGAAUGGGGCAGAUUUCCAGGUAGCACCUGGUGCGCAGACGGCUGUGGCAGAGCCGGCGGCCGAGGCGCCAGCAGAGACACCCACACCCACACCCACCCCCGCGGCCAGCGCGACGCCGACGCCCCCUGCGGGCCGCGUGCGGCAGGCUCUGCGGCUGGGCGCUCGCGCCGCCACGGCGCUGGCAGCCUUCCAGGUGGGAGCUGCCUUCUGGCUGCUGUCGCGGGCGCCGCUCGUGGGCAGCUUCUUCAGCGACGCGCCAGGGCCUGCCUCUUCGGACGCUUCGUCCUCCAGCGGAGCGCCACUCGCCGAGGUCACCGAGCUAACGGUCUCGGAGGCGGAGCAGCCCCCACUGUCCACGGACUCGCUGCACCGGGAGCACUGACAGCAAGACUGCUUUCCGUAAUUCGAAACUUUUGUUACAUGUAUAUAGUUUACAUACCUGCUAUUUAUUUAUUCGUGAAAUAAACGAAAUCAUUCGCA
This is a messenger RNA of Schistocerca gregaria, 1102 nucleotides long. RefSeq lists its product as uncharacterized. NCBI's taxonomy places the organism in Eukaryota, Metazoa, Arthropoda, Insecta, Orthoptera, Acrididae. The record is from RefSeq and is a predicted model, not a curated record. The coding region runs from base 48 to 1004 and encodes 318 amino acids. The transcript is spliced from 4 exons.